Hemicordylus capensis (graceful crag lizard) is the source of this 5223-nucleotide messenger RNA. RefSeq names its product RASD family member 2 (gene RASD2). Gene Ontology annotation, molecular function: GTP binding; GTPase activity. The record is from RefSeq and is a predicted model, not a curated record. Lineage: Eukaryota; Metazoa; Chordata; Lepidosauria; Squamata; Cordylidae. The transcript has 3 exons. The coding region runs from base 813 to 1613 and encodes 266 amino acids.
ACCCCUUGGCAACUGUCCUUUAACUACUGACUUCAGGGGAGGAGUGAGCCAAUUGUCUGUGAAUUCUACUGAAAGAAACCUGGAAUUUUGCAGCUGCUGAGAGAGAGAGAGAGAGAGAAUUCAAGUAGAGAAGUCACUUUUGUACUGAAAAACACUAGAACAGAACUUAGAUUUUAAAAAAGAGAUCCUCUGUGUUUGUUCUUGCAAGGAUAGUCAAGGAGUGUCUUUCAGACUGUUGUCCUUUCUCAACAAAGAAAGGGAAGAAGAAACCCUUCCAGCCCUCUUACUUUUAAUCUGUGCCUGAGAGCUGCACAAGAAGGGGCUUAGGUGAGGAAGAGAUGCACCCACCAGUUUCUAUGGAUAGAUGUUGCACCAGAGCCCCCUUCCUCUACCAAAUGAGAUUUCUGGAUUUCAAGAGACAAGACAAACAACUGUGCAAGCCUGAGGGGGAGACUGUCAGCUCUAUUUUGAAGUGAACAGAGACCGGUGGGAAGAAAUCACUCACACACACACACACACACACACCCCUCAUCAAAAUCUGGAAGAGAAAAGGCAACUGCUGGUGGUGGUUCUGACAACCCAACUUUCGAGCCAUGUAUGCCUUCUGACUCAGGCAAGACUCUCUGUGCGAGGAAGCAGCCCUUCCCAUCUAGAGUCCCGGGGUGAAGAAGAAGCCCACUGACUUGGGCAGAAAGCAGCAGCCUCCAGUGGCAGUCUCAGUUGCUGCUGUUCAUUCAGUCCAACAAGCCAGCACUGCUAACCACACACAGGGAUUUGGGACUUCUCUUCCAAAGAGAGAAAAGCCUUAAGCAAUGAUGAAGACUAUGUCCAGUGGGAACUGCACCUUGAAUGUGCCUGCCAAGAACUCCUACCGCAUGGUUGUGCUGGGAGCCUCUAGAGUGGGCAAGAGCUCCAUCGUCUCACGGUUUCUCAAUGGCCGCUUUGAGGACCAAUACACACCCACCAUUGAGGAUUUUCAUCGCAAAGUCUACAACAUUCGGGGUGAUAUGUAUCAGCUAGACAUCCUAGAUACAUCUGGGAAUCAUCCAUUCCCUGCCAUGAGGAGACUUUCCAUACUCACAGGGGAUGUUUUCAUUCUAGUGUUCAGUUUGGAUAGCAGAGAAUCCUUUGAUGAGGUCAAGAGACUCCAGAAGCAGAUUCUUGAAGUCAAAUCCUGCCUGAAGAAUAAGACCAAGGAAACAGGUGACCUCCCCAUGGUGAUUUGCGGCAACAAGAAUGAUCACAAUGAACUCUACCGUCAAGUGCGCUCGGAGGAGGCUGAGAAGCUCGUCUCCAGUGAUGAGAACUGUGCUUACUUUGAAGUCUCAGCCAAGAAGAAUACCAAUGUGAAUGAGAUGUUCUAUGUCCUCUUCAGUAUGGCCAAGCUGCCUCAUGAGAUGAGCCCUGCUCUUCACAGAAAGAUCUCUGUCCAAUAUGGUGACACUUUCCAUCAAAAGUCCUUCAGGAUGCAUAGGGUCAAGGAAUCAGAUGCCUAUGGCAUGAUCUCCCCCUUUGCCCGCCGACCCAGUGUCAACAGUGACCUGAAAUACAUCAAAUCCAAAGUCCUCAGAGAAGGACAAACGAGAGAGAGAGAGAAAUGUACAAUCCAGUGAAGAAAGCUCCACUGAGAUGGAGUCUAGAGUGUAUGUGCAGUGCCUUAAAGAUAACGGCUGGCCGGAUAAAGUUCUUCAUGCAUUCCUGAGGCCUAGGUGAUGGCGGUAGGUCAGGUUAUGAGAACAGUGUUUAAAAGCACUUAGCAAACAGUACCGCACAUUAAUGUAAAGAAGUAACUUCAAAGGAUAGCAUUGUAAAUACUUGAAGCUGCCUGGUAGGUACUUGCCAUAGGCAGCACCUGUGAUUAGUUCUUCGUUCUUUUUUAAAACUAGAUUUCUAUUUGUUCUCUUCUCUUCUCUGGAGAUAGAUUUUUCUCCCUCUCUCACAACACUUGUACCAGGGGUCAUCCCAGGAAACUGCAGGCCGGGAAUUUUGGACCAACAAAAGGAAGUACUUUUUCACAAAGUGCAUAAUUAAUCGAUGGAAUUCUCUGCCAUGGGAUGAAGUGAUGGCCACUACCUUGGAUGGCUUUAAAAGUGGCUUAGACAAAUUCAUGUUGAACAGGUCUAUCAAUUGCUACUAGUCUGGUGGCAAUAGGCCACCUCCAGCCUCUAAAUACCAGUUGCAGGGGACUAACAGUAGGAGAUAGGGCAUACCCUCACCUCUUGCCUGUGGGCUUCUCAGAGGCAUUUAGUGGACUACUGUGUGAAACAGGAUGCUGAACUAGAUGGGGCCUGAUCCAGCAAGGUGGUUGUUAUGAUAAUCUGGGUGCAUAAAGAAUGGUGAGCCUCAGCUUUAUACAAAGACUUAGUGCAAGGUCUGGUCUAAAUCAUUUUGCUGAGGUCCCAUCUUGCCAUAAGCAAUCUUUGCCGAAAAGGAGAACUCUGUUUUCCUCCAAAACCUUUCAGAAAUAAGACUCAUGAUUCAACUUCAGUGAACUGAGGGUGGCUUCCAAGACAAAUGCAGAAGUAGCAGAGAAGCAUGGACCUAAUAUUUGUCCUUAAGUGGAGUUGUUUGGUCUGAAGAAGGUCUCAGCAUUUGGGAGUUCUAAAAAUGCACUUUUUUGUGGCAGUGGCAAUUCUUCAUAGCAUCAGUGCAAAUGUCACUUUGUAUUAUAGCUCUAAUUUUGUUUUUGUUUCCCAAGCAAAACCAGAUGGCAAAUUGUCUGUUUAACUGAAAUGUGAGUUAAUCAGCAAGUAUGAUCUGGAAAUGCCAACUGUUUUCCAAUUACAUGAUGUAUAAAGUAAUUGAAGUUGUUGUACUGUAAAAACCAGCACACCUGACUGCUUGAUGUGAUUUUGCUUUAUGUGGUUUUUUUUUGUCUUUCAAAGAAUAUGUAUAUUUAGAAAAUUUUCAAGAUAUACUCCAAAUCCCACCCCUCUUCAACUACCAUAAUAAUGUCUCUGUUUUGUAUUGUAUAUUCUUGUGGUCAUAGCCACAGUGGAUAUGCAGUAUUAGGUUUCAUGGUUUAUCCAAUGACAUAUACCAGCUAUGGUUUGGUUUUAUAGCUGAACCUGUCAACUCAGAAACCAUGGUUUGCAAAAGUUCCCAAACUAAGAUAUCAAGCCAUAGUUUGAAGCUGGUUUGCAAAUCAUAGUUGGUGCUAACUGUAGUUUGCUAUUGGCCACAUUUGCAUGUAAUGCGAAAAAGAAGUUUAAGGGGCCAGAGGUUGCCAAAUCUGUACGUCAGAAUGCAGGACACCCCUGUGAAACUCUGGUUCCACACAGAGAGCAACUCGAAGUUUCGCUCUCCAAACUCAUUUGAACCCUCGGGUUGUAGUGAGUUUCACCGCUCCAAUCCAAGGUUUGCCGCAGCCUGUUUUAUGUGCGAAUGUGGAACUGCAGGAUCAGCUGUCUGGAUCCGGAAUUGAGGGAGGAAGCUCCUCCCUCUAUUCAGCUGUGAUUGGCUCUAUGGGCUGUCCUUCAUGCAAGAAGGAAGCCCGCACAGCCAGUUCCCCUUCCUCUCUGCAGUCUCCCUGACUGCAGAGAGCCUGCUCUCCGUUAUGUCCAAAUUCAGACAGGAGAGCAGGAGGGGGAGCGGAACUGCGGGUCCACUAGAACCGCAGUUCCACAUUACAUGCAAAUGCAGCCAUUAUGUCUGAUUUCACAAACCACUGGCAAACCACAGUUAUGGUUGUUGCUCCGUCUUGCAGUUUCUGCACUAAGGAGAUGGGAGCAAACCUAUGAAGCUGAGUGCUGAGCAGGUGAAAAAUGAAAACAGGCAACCAGUUCUAAAUAAUGGUUUGUAUCCCAUUAAUAAUAAUAUUAUUAUAUUUGAAUAGAGCCUGACUGCAACUCAGAGCAGGUUUAUUUGGAAACAUGUUUUGAUUGUUUGUUUUGAUUGUUUGUUUUGAUUGUUUUAAUGUUGUUUUUAGAAUACUGUUUUAUAAUUUUAAAUUGUGUUUUAAAUUUCUUGCUUUUAAAUUUUUGUUUUUGUUUUUAAUUAAUGUUUUACUUUUUAAUCUUGUUGUAAAUUGCCCAGAGACGUACGUUUGGGGUGGUAUAAAAAAUGUUAAUUAAAUAAAUAAAUAAACAAACAGGGCUGCAAUCCUGUGCACUCUUACCAGGUAAGAGUGCGUAGGAUUGCAGUUCUUUUUCCAAAUAAACCUGCUCUGAAUUGCAGCCAAAGGCUCUAUUCAAAUAUCACAUCUUUUUAGAACAUAUUUUUCAAAACAAAGCAAAACUCUGAAUUUGAUUAUCUUCCUCCUGCCAAAUGGAUGCACCUUUUAACAGCAGAAUUCCAGAUGAAAAAGAAAAGGCUGGAAUGAAAUCAGUUUGUAAUUAAAGCCCUGGUUCCUGGAGACGUGUGAUAUCCCAGUGAAUAGGAGGUAGAUUUCACUCAGGGCAGGCCACGUAACACAUGCCCCUUUUCACAAUGGUGACUUUUCCCCUUGAACCUGUGACUGCUCUCUGCUCAGGAUGGGACCUCACCUGAGAAGAACCCGCAGACCUGCAUGCUUCAGCGGCCAUGCUGAGAGAUUUAUGCUCCUGUUACCAUGAACAGGGAGCCAGCACAGAUAAGAAUGGUGAUGUGUACCAUCCUUAUUUCCUGCUCUCUUGCCUCCAUCCCACAUCUUCUGCCCAAAGCUCUCUUCUUUCUCACUGUUUCUUCAGCUGUUCUUACAUGGUGUGUUGGGGCAACUGUGUGCACUGAAAACAGACAUUUUAAGAAAAAAUUACCUCAGAGAUGAGUAUGCAUUGUAAAGUGUGUGUGUGUGUGUGUGUGUGUGUGUGUGUGUGUACAUGUGCGUGCGUGCAUAGCUGGGGGAACACUUUAGGCUCAGUAGUGCUGAAACUGUGCACAAUGUGGGUUAUAGAUAUCCAGUCCCAGCCCUUGAAUAUACCACACCUCUGUGUUAUAGUAUACCUCAUAUUCUGUACAUAUGUAAAUAUCUUGAACUCUCUAGUUGAAGUUGCAAGCCACAGUGGCGCUGAACGAAUGUUCAUUUUGCAGUCUGACCGGUGAUGAAGGAUUAGGGGGAAAUAUAGAAGUUGCUAACAAACAACACAAUUUUGCGCCUCAUCCCCACACCCGUCCUUGCCUUGCAAUGUAAAAUACAGUAUUGUUUGAAUUAUAGUGCCAUGGCAACAUUCUAUAUUAUUUUCAAGUGACUCAGAACUUGUAUAAAUAUAUAUAUACAGUUUACGAAUAAACCUGGUUUAUUUAUUA